UCGGGCAGACAUGAUCUGUGUGAAGUCGCUACAACUCGAACUCAAUCGAAUUCUUUUGCUCUCUGUCGGCUUAUGGCCUUACGAGCAAUCCAUAUUUGUUCGUCUACAAUUAAUUUUCUUUUACGGUAUCUUGCUAACCUCAAUUACAUGUCAGCUUGCAACACUUGUAACAUCGCAAUACACCUCUCAGUUCAUUAUCGAAAUCUUCUCCGUAGUGUUUUUCUUCGCCACGUUUGUGGCAAACUAUAGCGGAUUUUGUUAUCACGCUGAUACUGUGAGACAUAUGCUGGAAAUAAUUCAGCGUACUUACUACGAGUUGAAAAACGAGAGCGAAGUCGCUAUUAUAGAAAAGUACGGAACUAUCGCAAAACGUUACACUUACGCACUCACAUUGCUCAGCAUGUUCGGAAUAUCUGUAUUCAUGUUCCUCCCAUUCUGGCCGCGAAUUCUCAACGUUGUAUGGUCUGCAAACAAAUCUCGUCCAUAUCUCCUGUUACAAAUUAAGACAGAGUACUUUUGUAAUCAAGAAAAAUAUUUCUAUCUAAUUUUAUUGCAUACAAACGCAGUCUUUUGCAUGGGAGAGACUGCACUAGUAGCGACGGGAACCAUUAUCUUAGUAUACAUACAGUAUAUAUGUGGAAUGUUUAAAAUUGCCAGUUAUCGUAUGGAUCAGGCACUGAAGAUCAACACAAUAAAAAUAAGUAACAUGCAAAAUGAGAAUUCAACUUAUAAGAUGAUGAUUUAUGCAAUAGAUAUGCAUCGAAGGGCUAUGAAGUUCAUACAAAUUUACAUAUCUAAGAUGGAAAUGCCUUUCUUUCUUAUAAUAGUGAUCGGAGUAAUUUCCUCGAGUCUCAAUCUUUUUCGACUUUUUCAGGAGAUAUCGUCUGGAUUCGAGUUCAGGAGGAUGAUAUUACCAAUCACAUUUUUAAAUAUCUUUUAUAUCAACGUGUUUAUCGCCAACAAUUGUGCGCAACAAAUUAUGGAUUACAAUAAUCACGUAUUUGCUACAGUAUAUAACGUCGAAUGGUAUGAAGCUCCUCUGGCCAUACAGAAAAUGAUAUUGUUUAUGCUGCAAAUAAGCAACAAACCUUUUCACGUAAAUCUCGGUGGAGUAUUCAAAGGAUCCUUAAAAAGCGCCACCAAGUUGAUAAGUACUUCAAUGUCUUACUUCACCGUUCUUUAUUCUACACUGUAAAAAAUGAAUUGAAUCAACAAG
Messenger RNA from Odontomachus brunneus, 1216 nucleotides. RefSeq lists its product as uncharacterized. Gene Ontology annotation, molecular function: odorant binding; olfactory receptor activity. Gene Ontology annotation, cellular component: plasma membrane. Gene Ontology annotation, biological process: detection of chemical stimulus involved in sensory perception of smell; sensory perception of smell. The transcript is spliced from 9 exons. The record is from RefSeq and is a predicted model, not a curated record. The coding region runs from base 11 to 1195 and encodes 394 amino acids. Lineage: Eukaryota; Metazoa; Arthropoda; Insecta; Hymenoptera; Formicidae.